UUUGUUCGCGUGCUCCCGCUAACUUGACAGCGAUACGCUCACGCGCAGCUCAUCACUUGCUUUUCUUGCCGGCAGAAUAAAGAUCGUUCGGCCGAAUGUUGGCUUUCUCAUGCAUCAACGAUUCCAAAUUGGAUUCUGCUCGCGAAAACACUCUUCCACUUGUCAAUUAGACUCAGGUGCGGUGAACUUUUUUACUGUUUACUCUCAGGGACGCUUUCUUAUCGCGGGAGGAGGAAGUUGCAAAACCUCAGGGACGAAUAAAGUGCACUUUUUUUCUUUUUUUAAUGAGCGUGUACAACCACGGAGGAGAAACACUUGCCACCCAGCAUGGAGAUACCAACCAUAGCCGCGCGCUGACAUGAAGCUUCUUACCGGCAUGCAAGUCAGCUUGUAGUCGCUCUUUUUUUUUGUCUCGAUUCAGUAUCUGUUCUACACAAAGCCAAUUUUAUCAUCGCCUACGACGACCCCCUAAGUACCAUCGGACCAUGGCCGGUUCUUCCCCCUGGUUGUUCUGGAGACGGAGCCUCCUCCUGGCUGUUUGCAUGUGCGCGCUCGGGGCGCGCGGAUCUGAAGAGGAGGAGGACGACGGCGGCUUCAACUCUGAGUCAUGGCUGAGGAUGUAUGGCUACUUGCCUCAGGCCAGCAGGCAAAUGUCCACCAUGCGCUCCACGCAGAUCCUGGCCAACGCCAUCAGUGACAUGCAGCGCUUCUACGGCCUGGAAGUCACCGGGCAAAUGGACGCGCAAACCAUCAGCGCUAUGAAGAGACCCCGCUGUGGCGUACCCGACAAGUUCGGAGGCCAAAUUAAAACCAACGUGAGGCGCAAACGCUACGCCCUCACCGGGCAUAAAUGGAACAAGAACCAUCUCACGUACAGCAUCCAGAACUACACCCCCAAGAUUGGCGAGUACAACUCCUUCACGGCCAUCCGGCAGGCCUUCAAGGUGUGGGAGAGCGUCACCCCGCUGACGUUUGACGAAAUCCCCUACCAGGAGAUCAAGUACGGUCGGCGUAAGGAGCCCGACAUCAUGCUGUUUUUUGCGUCCGGUUACCACGGCGACAGCUCCCCGUUUGACGGCGAGGGCGGCUUCCUGGCCCACGCCUACUUCCCCGGGCCCGGCAUGGGCGGUGAUACGCAUUUUGAUUCGGACGAGCCGUGGACCAUCGGGAACCAGAACGUACAGGGCAACGACCUGUUCCUGGUGGCCAUCCACGAGCUGGGCCAUGCGUUAGGCUUGGAGCAUUCCAACAACCCUCUGGCCAUCAUGGCUCCCUUCUACCAGUGGAUGGAGACGGACAACUUCCAGCUCCCCGACGAUGACCUAAGAGGCAUUCAGCAGAUCUACGGUACGCCAGACAACAAGCCAACUCAGGCCUUGCCCACUGUGACGGCGCGUCGCCCGGAUCCCCGGCCGCCGCAGCAUCCGCCUCCGCGUCAGCCGGACCGGCCCAGGACCACCGACAGACCGGACCACUACGGACCGGACAUUUGCGAAGGCAACUUUGACACUGUGGCUAUGCUCCGAGGAGAAAUGUUUGUCUUCAAGGGUCGCUGGUUCUGGAGGGUGCGCAGGAACAGAGUCCUGGACAACUACCCCAUGCCCAUCGGACACUUCUGGCGAGGUCUCCCUGGCGACAUCGACGCCGCUUACGAGAGGCACGACGGCCGCUUUGUCUUCUUUAAAGGAAAUCGAUUCUGGCUCUUCCGAGAGGCCAACCUGGAACACGGAUACCCUCAGGAGUUGGUGGACUUUGGCCGUGACAUUCCCUACGACCGCGUAGACUCGGCCAUCUGGUGGGAGCCCUCUGGAUACACCUACCUCUUUCAGGGAGACUGGUAUUGGCGUUUCAACGAACAGGCACGCUCUGCCGACAGAGGUUACCCGAAACCCAUCAGCGUGUGGGGGUCAUCCGUACCCUCCGCUCCCAAGGGGGCCUUCCUAAGUGACGACGGAGCGUACACCUACUUCUACAAGGGCUCCAAGUACUGGAAGUUCGACAACCACCGUAUGAAGAGUGAGCCGGGCUACCCCAAGUCUAUCCUGCGGGACUUUAUGGGCUGCAACGUAGACCUGGACCCCCCUGACACCGACGACAAAUACCCCAACGUCAACCAGCCGCCGUUCAACCCGGACGCCGGGCGCGAGGAUGACAACAAAGUCGACGAUAAGGACGGGGAGGAUGGAGGCAGCGACGAGGAUGAGCACGAGACCCGCGAGGAGGACACCAACGAGGUGGACGUGGUUCUGAAGGUGGACGACAGCCAGGAGCGGACAAUGAACAUCCUGAUGGUUACCAUCCCUCUGGUUCUGGUGCUGUGCAUCCUGGGCCUGAUUUACGCCAUCAUCAACACUCUUCAAAGCAAAGGGGCGCCGAGGCUUCUGGUGCACUGUAAGCGCUCGCUGCAGGACUGGGUUUGAACCCUGAACUCUAGAAUGGGGACGCUGUACCCAAGACGGACCCUCAGCAUACCCGCAAACAAAUCAUAGAAACAGGUGGUAACAGAUCCAUGCAGUUACUGUACUUACUAGGGAAGGGCAUUAUAACCUAUUGAUGGAUCAUUGUUGACUCACCGCAAUCACUUGGUGUCAAACUCAUUUUUCAAAAUUCUAAUACUGUAUCAACCACCCAUUCAGCAAGGAAAGGUAUGUAGACAUACUUAAAUUGCAUUAGUGGGCCACAAAGCAGAGUUUGGCACCGCCAUUCAUUUCAGUGAUCGAUCCAUCAAAGACAACUGGUGCCCAUCCGUAGUCUCGCCGCCACGGUGCAUCGACUGCAGUCUAUUUAUACGAGACGAGUUUGCACAUUGUUUGUGUUUAUUGGGUGUGACUUUGUUUGUCUUGUUUUCAUCAUUUUUGAUUGAUUUCUAAACCAGGAAGUUUGCUCUAUUCUCCGGGAACCCUGCCCCCUGUCUCCCUCUGGCCACGGUACACUCAGUUUACAUUCAGUGGCAGGCUGACACCCUUUUUGCUUUAAUGCCGUCCCUCCUGGAAUUAUUUUAAAAUUCGGCUGUAUCAUCGUAGACAUAUCAAACACAGGUAGACAUACAAAAUCGCCUGAAGAAGUCCUGACUAAAAGUCUGCCCUUGUGGUUUAAAACUGCCAAUUUCCAGAGGUCCUUCAAAGACAAACUCCUUGGAAUUUGGUUCCAUUGCCAACAGAUUGAAAUUUAUUGUACAUCCCUCUAAUACAUUGCUAGUACAAUACAAUUGGGCAUUUGACCAAAAUUAGAACCAAGUUGACAUAAACCAUCCAUUGAUUUCCCCCUCUCCACCUUCCACGUACGUUCUUUGCCUUCUUUGGAAGAUGUUAAAAAGCAUUUGUAAACAGUCUCUAAAAGGAAGCGCCGGCCUAAACUUUAUGCGUCUCACUCUCAGACAGAGCAGAGAAAGUCUCACAGGAAGACCACCCGUCGCCUCUGCUUGGAGGGGGUGCAAGGUUCGGUCCCGUGGGUUUAAAGGAGGACAUAAGUGCACCCCCCGCUAUUAAUGUAGCGAGCAACCUCUAAUGGACUUUUUACAGCGGCACUUAUUUGUAAAGGUGGUGCGGCAGUGAUUUCACAGACAAUUAGACUCGAGUCACAGGGACUCUGACUCCAGGCGACUCAAAUCGUUAAUUUGAUGACUUGCAACUUGGACUAGGAAAAAAAAAAACUUGAAUCGCUUAAGCUGGGAGGGUCUGAGACUGGACUUGUGAGGCAAUAACUUGAGACUCAGCUCGUGACACAUUGACUCGAGACUCGACAAGCUGACUCGAAAAACUUGAAUCAUGGAUUGGUUGGACUUGAUGUUGAGACUCGACUCGAGACUCAAAAUAACCUUAUUACUCAACUUGACUCGACUUAACCUCGUGACUCGACUCAUUGCAAAUUUGAUGACUCACAAAUUAACUCAGACUUGAAGAUAAAAAACGCAGACUCGGACUUUGACUCUUGUGCUGGUAGGCGCCAGGACUCGACUCGACUUGUAAGGCAAUAACUCCAGACUCAUCGAACAGACUUGGAAAACUUCCCACCUGCCAGUGAUCCGGUGGGAAAACGUAAUUCUGGUUUAUUCCCUGCAGACUGUACCGCAUAGUUUUGUUAUGUGACUAGCCUGUGACUCGACUUGACUCGUCUUUACAACCUUUGACUUGAUACGACUUGUCUUUACUACGUUGUGAUUCGGCUCGACACGACACGACCUUGAGACUCGAUUCGAAUUGACUCGACAUAACCUUGUGACAAGACUCGACUUUACUUUCCCACAACAUAUAAGACUCGGGACUUACUUGUGACUCGGAUCAUAGCGCGCUUUCACAAUAGCACGCUAGGUGUUUUUUUCACAUAUAGUCUGCUCUGUUUGGUAAUGGGAAUGCGCGUUCGAAGUCUAGUUCGGAACAAACAAACGAACUCUGGUCCACUCAAAAAUCUUGGGUCUCGGUCCGCUUUUAGCGUAACCUGCUUCACUUGUGAAUGCAAGUGGACCAGGGUGCGCUUAUGCUACAUCAUGUGCAGCUGCUGUGAUGCUCCACACUCCCUUCGCUCCCAGGGAGGUAUUUCGUCUUUUAAAUUUGUCCAAUUAAUGAAUUUUCAACAAGUCAUUUGCAAGUGUUGUUGGAGGUAGCUCUCCAACCAGACCCUGGUCCUCUUGGUCUAAUGCAGUGGUUCUUAACCAAGCUAAAAGUACAGAACCCCACAAGUUCCUCGUGUAGUAGAUAAUAAAACCAUUUAUUUCAAACUCAAAACCGAUAUUCCAAGCUAGCUAAUUUAGCAAAUUCCCAUAUAAAAAAAAUCAUUUUGAAAGGAUAUUUUAUAAGAAGGUCAAAAUUUGAGACCACAUGAGGCCCACCCAUUUGAGGUCCAUUGGCCGUGGCGCAGUAGGGAGUUGUCCUUAGACCGAAGGAUCAGCGGUUCGAUUCCCGGCUAUGACUGCCCUUGAGCAAGGCACUGAACCCUGAUUUGCUUCCAAUGGGUUGGCAGCAGCCCCAUUGGUGUGUGUGAAUGUGUGCGUGCUGAUGUAAAGCGCUUUGGGCAUGGUAACCAUGCAGAUAAAUGCACUAUAUAAGUACUGUCCAUUUACCAUUGGUCUGUUGUAUUACCUGACACCAAGUGCGAGUCAACAUUCCACUGAGCAAACCAGGUCCUCCUCCCAUCAGAUCGAGGACUAGCAGUUAAAAGAAAUCAAUUAAGCCCGCAAAUUGGGAGCAAACCAGUCCAAAACCUGGUUUAAAAAGCCAAUUUGCUUAGAUUUAAUCAGUGUACGAAAAUAGGGCUUUGCUUUUCUUUACCUUCGCCGAACCCCUUAGACCAGGGGUCUCCAAACCGGUCCUCAAGGGCCGCUGUGGGUCCUGGUUUUUGUUCCAACCGAUCGAGUACCGACAGUUUAACCAAUGAAGAUUCUGCUAAAACAAGUAGCACCUGACUGCAAUCAACUGGUUACACUUGUAAGACACCAGAUUGGCCUUAGACUGACUCACCCAACCCAGGUUAAGAACCACCGGUCUAAUGUGAAAGUGCCUAUAGUGACUCGUGCAAUUGUCUGGGAUUUCAUGUGAACGACUGCUAAUCCGCUUCAUUAAAGAAUAGCAGGUGUGCGCACACGCCACUGGACCCCCACUGACCCGAAACCUUGAACCCACGUUACCCAAAACACACUUUCACGUAGCAGGAACAAAAGCAAAAAAAAAAGUGUUUUUGCCUUUGAAGGGGUUCUACAAACCAUAACCAAGAUAAACAUUUAUUAGCGAUGGGGGGCCUUUCCCGUUGCACCUCAGAAUAGUUCAACUGAACUACACACAACCACAACUCAAUGAUGUCAUGAAUGACAGUUCAAAUUCUACCUGUUUGUUGUCUUUUCUGCUUAUUCAUUACUACUAAAAGGUACGACAAGAGUAUCAGAAAGGUGCUAGGUAGACAGAAUCGCCACAUUACGAUUUGUGAGUGUCUAUGUCUCGAUGUUUUUCAGUUCCGUGAAAAGCCGGUGAGUUUCACGCUGACACUGAACAUGACUUCAAUAGGGGAUGUUUUAUAUGAGCGGCUUAGCUUAGCUUAGCUUAGCAGCUCAGGUUACACAUGCAUGGAGAGAACAAAUUUCCUGCCUUUUGAGACAAGGAAAGAAGGGGGCAGGGGGGCGAGCACAGUUUGUAGAUCUCAGACAAGGAGGGCUAGUGGGAAAAGGGGGAGGGCAAACUGGCAAGACGCCACAUGACCCAAAUUCCCAGUGUAGCCAGGCAGCAGCUGGCUGCGUAGGAAAGCCGAGCUUUCAGUGGGAACGCUUUGUGUUUACUAACUUUAAAGCCUCAAUUUCAACGCUGACAGUCGGUCUGCCCUACCCCUCCCAGACUGCUGCUUCUCAAAUUCAGGUCCCAGGAUCUUCGGUCCUUAAGCCGUCGCUUGUCAUUUAAGUGCAUACAAACUCCAUAUCUUUGCUUUUGGCCAGUUGAAAGCCGUGAUAUGAUUGUGAUGUAUGAUCACAUACAUCCGACAUCCCGAGUGAACAGGACACAUUGCUGCAUUGACAGGAAGCAGUCAAUGGCAGUUGCCAGGAAACGGUAUCAUCUGUCCGUUCUCAACGCAGGGGGGAUGGCCGGUGGCAGCUAAUCAGCGCUAAAAGCAGACACCCGUCCCCCCGCGUCUCUUCUUUCCUGCUUUUCACCUCCAGACGCAAUCAGUCGACACCAGAUGAGUAGAGUGACUCAGCAAAGUCUUUGCAAGGUGACCUUGAUCGAUUUGUCUCGAACAGAGCAUUGAAAGCCUUGCGAUUGCUGGGUUUCUUCUGUCUUCCCUAUUUUAGUCAUAUAUGCUGAUCAGGUUUAUGGCUUCCACCUUGCGGUGAGCGCAACAUUUGUUUUAGAACUCUGUAGUACAAGGUAAAAUCUUCCUGAGAUCCUGCAAGAAACUGAUGUGCUUCCACCAGACAGGACUGUUUAGUAGUCCUAGUUACUGUAACGGGUGCAAGUUGUGCUUAGCAUAAGAAACCUCUCUCCCGAUGCCUUCAAGAGAGUACGCCAGUGGCUAAAGCUGCUAGCCUGUGCUUUUGGCUUAGCAGUUAGCGUGCUCUCCUACCGUGCUGGAUGCGGGUUGGAGUCCUGAUUUGGAUGAGGGGACGGAUCGCAUAAGCUGCUUUCGCACUGUAGAAACGAUCCUCAGUUCCUGUAACACGGAUGGGCAAACUGGUCCUUAAAGGGAACCACAGACAAAAAGACUUGUAGUUCUUAAAAGGUAAAUGUUAGUAUGAGUUAUAAUAAUUUGAUAUUGCAAACCCUCUUAAUGGUUUAAUUUCUAUAAAUUUUGAAAAAUUAGUUAAACUAGUAGGUCGCCAUGCGGUGACGUCACUGGGCAGCGCUGCCGUACUUUCAGUGUUAUUCGUUAGCUACAUAAACAUGUCGUCUCUUCUGCCCUUCCAAUUUGAACCCGAGCGGAAAAGUGAUGAGCAGGACAGCCCUGUCGACGGUUCACAAAACUAGCAGAAAAAGCAGUUAAAUGAACGUCUCAAGCGGGAUUCGAACCCACGUUACCCGCGAACAGACGACCACAUGACUACACUUCCGCAUGACGCCAGUGUCAUGAUUUCCCUUAUAAAGCAAACGCAACCCACAUGCGCUGUCUGUCUAUGAGGUAAAACCCGAAAGGGAUACACAACAGAAAAGUGCGGCUGGCUUGACCAUGGAAUUAAAAAAACGUGGCUCACUUCAGACAGCAAGCAGACAACAAUAAUAUAGGGAUUGCGUAAAAGGGUUUAUUGAAAAAACACAAAAAAACAUGCGAUUAUGAAAAAAAAACAAGUGAAAACCGGGGUGAGAGCCAGACAAACCAAAAAACAA
Messenger RNA from Corythoichthys intestinalis (scribbled pipefish), 7802 nucleotides. RefSeq names its product matrix metallopeptidase 15b (gene mmp15b). The transcript has 10 exons. Gene Ontology annotation, cellular component: extracellular matrix. Gene Ontology annotation, biological process: collagen catabolic process; extracellular matrix organization; proteolysis. Gene Ontology annotation, molecular function: metalloendopeptidase activity; zinc ion binding. Bases 486 to 2420 code for a protein of 644 amino acids. The record is from RefSeq and is a predicted model, not a curated record. Lineage: Eukaryota; Metazoa; Chordata; Actinopteri; Syngnathiformes; Syngnathidae.